CCCAGUAUGAACAAGCACCACAAGUUUUCAAGGCAACACAUUUAGGGAAUAUAUCAACUGAGAGAGCCCUAGAUCAUUCUUCAUGCCCAGUUAAUAUGAAGAACCAAAAAAUGUCAAAGGCUACAGCUGUAGCAUAUCGGAGACGUCAACAGAGUGUGGCUCUUACAACAAAACCAUCAUCUGGAAGCCACCGAGUUACAGAAACACCUGAUCUUCACAAGUGCAAGACUGUCAGGUUCAGUGGUCUCCCACUGAAGCCUGAACUAGCUGGUCUAAUCGAGAAGACGUUGCAAGAAGCUGAUGCUUCAGUUACAGCGGGAGGGGCACAGAGUGCAGAAGAAGCUCAUAGCUGUCAAAAAGAGGUCAAGCAGAAAGCACUUGGCAACAGAAAACAUAAAGAUGGUGGUCAUGACCAAGAAGCAUCGGAAAGUGUGGACGCCAAUAAAAAACUGGAUGCAAAGACAGAAACUGGAAUGGAAGAAAUUUUCUUGGAGAUAAAGGCAAUGGGGGGCUUGCCUGGCUUGCCAGCCACACAGCAGGCUCAUCUGGUGAGGGGCUACACACUCCACUUGGCUGUGGAAGCACUCCGGGGCAAAGAGACACAGAAAGACUUGUCGUCAUUUGUGGAGAUUGACCUGAGAGACAAAGUUGAAGAGAAAACUGAAGAUGUUUUGGCAGAAGACAAACAGCGUGAAAAUGAAAAGGAACCUCCUGAAACCAUGCCUGAGAGCAGCUGGCUGUGCUGUUUUCCCAUCUGGACGAAGCAAAAGAAGCGAAAAGAAAAAAAUGAGUAGCCCCCAAAAGGACCUUCCAGCUUUUUAAAAUAUGAGGCCCAAUAUGGGAAUGAAGGGGACCAACAGGAAAAGGUUAGCUGAAGGAUUAGCACUCAAUAAACUCAAAUCCAGAAUUAGA
Hemicordylus capensis (graceful crag lizard) is the source of this 912-nucleotide messenger RNA. RefSeq lists its product as uncharacterized. Bases 96 to 794 code for a protein of 232 amino acids. The transcript is spliced from 9 exons. NCBI's taxonomy places the organism in Eukaryota, Metazoa, Chordata, Lepidosauria, Squamata, Cordylidae. The record is from RefSeq and is a predicted model, not a curated record.